Messenger RNA from Caenorhabditis sp. 36 PRJEB53466, 1631 nucleotides. The record is from the annotation of a GenBank genome assembly. Lineage: Eukaryota; Metazoa; Nematoda; Chromadorea; Rhabditida; Rhabditidae.
AUGCGGCCUGGAUCAGGUAAACCGAUUCGAAUACGAAGUUCGACAGUUCCAAACCACUCUGGUUCAGUCUCACCGCCAGCACCAGCACCAAAAGUCGCAUCGUGAGAAAGAGUUUGUAAAACAUUUAUAUUUCCACACUUCAUUCAGACGUGAUCCCGACAAAGCAAAGACGCUAUUUGCGAAAAAAAUACGAGAGAGGUACUCAAAGGAAGGAAGUAUUUCGCGAGAGGAAUUGGAACGAAAAGUAAGGAGUGGGCUGGCGCAUCUGUCGUGAAUUGUCAGAGCACAUUAAAUACGAAGAAGGAGGAUAUUCUGUGAAUUUCAGAUUGAACAACUUUGGAAAGGUCUCACAUCAACACAAAAAGAACAGUUUAUCAGGCUAAACAACGUCGGCGAUGCAAAACUUGGUAAUCAAAAAGAGAACAUUGCGGUAUUAUCUGAUCUGAGCUACAGGUUUUGAACAAGAUACUCUUGCAGAACGUUUCCAAGAAGCAGUUACCUGCACCAGCGAAUUCAACUGCACGACCACAAAAUGGCGUUAAGCCAAUAGUGCCAGUGCUAGAAAGAAGAAAUAGUAUGUUUGGAAGUGCAGAGCUUUGUGUUGAAGAGCUUUGUGCAUUUUUGGCAUACUUGCAAACGGGCCGAUUGCGGGCCGACUGAUAACUCGCUUCAAAAUUAAAGUUGUGCGUAGAACGACAUAUCAGAUUCCACUGCAAUCUAGUCAUUUCUGACUUUACCCGGACUGUAACAUGUUGCCAGGUUGCUUCAACUAUCUAAAUUACUGCUAUGGGUCAUAUUGGUCAUACAUGUUUAACAGAAAAUACAAUAAAACGAAGCUUGGAUAAACAUUUUUAACAUUUUUUUUAUUCUUCUUGGCAUUAAAUGCCAAUAACCAGAAUAUUUCAGAUUGUAAAGCUAUUGCCAAAGUUCUGGAUUUGCGAAGUGAUGGACCGAGCUUAUCUCACACUCCGUCAUAUGCCGAAACAAUGAAGGUCAGAAUGCGAGCUUAUACGAUGGAAGCAAGUCUGGCCGCGUGUCGCAGAGUGUAAGUUUUCUUAACUUGUAACAGAAAAGUCUUUAUUUCCUAAAAAUUUCGGUGGAUUCCUAAAGCAUACCUUGUUCAUAAACCGAAGCAUAACUUUUUGGAUGUUAUUAGCUCAUCUUUCAGGGGUAAUAUAGUUUCAAACCCCGUUGAGCACACCGAUAUGAGCUCCCUUCAAGAUAGCAUUCCACCUUUCGAGGAGUCCUGCGAAAAAGUGACAAGACAGAUCCCAGAAGAGGUUUAUUCGCCACCAGUUCCCGAGUCAUCCAUCCUACCGACUACAUCGCCAGAACCGAGAAUCGCGAAUAUUUCGAGCGCCAAUUCAGUUGCUCGUCGACCCCUUGUCAAAAAAAGUCGAAUAGUGAAAAGAUCUGUGCGCCAGUUUGUGCCGAAAAUCAGCUAUUCCGAAGCUUCUGGAAAAUAUUAUGAGAUUCUAUCACAGUCGUUGCUUCUGAAUCCAGGUGAACCUAAUUUAACCGUUUUACGAACAAAAAUUUUUUUAGUUAAUACAUCAACACUUCAAUUAUUCGCAGACAUCAUGGAAGGUUGCAGCGUCGUUCGAGUUUACUCGUUUGAAGACUGUCUCUAG